This is a messenger RNA of Fusarium keratoplasticum, 735 nucleotides long. RefSeq lists its product as uncharacterized. The coding region runs from base 1 to 735 and encodes 244 amino acids. Gene Ontology annotation, cellular component: post-mRNA release spliceosomal complex; post-spliceosomal complex; catalytic step 2 spliceosome. Lineage: Eukaryota; Fungi; Ascomycota; Sordariomycetes; Hypocreales; Nectriaceae. The transcript is spliced from 2 exons. The record is from RefSeq and is a predicted model, not a curated record. Gene Ontology annotation, biological process: mRNA 3'-splice site recognition; generation of catalytic spliceosome for second transesterification step.
AUGGCUCGAAACUCGGAAAAAGCGCAGUCGAUGCUGUUUCGCUUCCGCGAAGCCCAAGCAGCAGACCUAGGCAUCAUCGACGUCGGCCGCACCCGCCGCCCCAAGCUCAUCACCGAAGUCGAGGCCAUCCCAGCAUGCGAGAAGUGGCGCGGCCAGGUCCUAAAGGAGAUCUCGCGCAAGAUGUCGCGCAUCCAGGACCCCAUCCUCAGCGACUACCAGAUCCGCGACCUCAACGAUGAGAUCAACAAGCUCAUGCGCGAGAAGCACAUGUGGGAGGUGCAGAUACGUAAUUUAGGAGGGCCGAAUUACAUGCGCGGUGGAGGAAAGAUAUACGACGAGCAGGGUAGGGAGAUACCUGGUGGUGGCAAGGGGUACAAGUACUUUGGUCGCGCAAGAGAACUCCCAGGCGUCAAGGAACUAUUCGAAGCAGCACGCACCAAAGGACAAGACGAGAAGCCUCUGGAGGAGAGGAGCGAGCUGCGGCGCAACGUGGACGCGGCCUACUACGGAUACGCGCCUGACGAGGAGGACGACGAGAUGCUGGCGUACGAGGCUGAGAAGGAGAGGCAGGCUGUGGAGCACAUGCUCGAGACGGGGAGCCGAGAUGUUCCCGACGGGUGGGAGCCUCUGCCGGGUGACGGAGGGGAUGGGGUGACGUGGGAGCUGCCGACGUUGGAGGAGGUGCAGGAGGAGUUGAUUGAUCGGAGGAGGAGGAAGUUGCUGGAUCAGCUGUGA